AUGUGGAAACAUCUCUUCUCUAACGGGUUUAAAGGUGAACAACAAAAUGCAUCCUCUAAGAACUUGAUACUUUCAGUUUUGAAUUCCACAACUACGAAACGAGAGGCUAAAGACUAUCUAUCCAAAUACACAAAUGAACCUCAAAUUGUCAAUCACUGCCUCCUCUUUAUCCGACAUUUACAAUCCUAUUCCCCACAAACAUUAAGUAGGUUGUCCAAUUCCAUUAAGAGGCUUCGAAUGCUGGGGUUAAGACCAGUAUGCAUAAUUCCACCAACGCAUAGGAAUCUAGUUAUGAAACAAUCUGAGUUGUUGGACAAAAUCAUCACAGAUGCUCAAUUGCAUCCACUGCAUUUAAAGGAAGGUCUAUCAAAGUCAAGAACUGGGUUAUUCCAUUCAGUACUGUCAUCUGAAGCGAAAUUGUUUGAUGGUACCAUUGUCGAUAUGGUUCCCAUUAUUAAACCGUAUAUUUAUAACGAGGAAACAGCGUCAGAGUAUAUGGCUAAAGAUGUAGUAAAAUUCAUGGAUCAUUUGUCUCAAAAUGUUACUACCCACAUAGAUAAAUUCUUUAUUUUGAACAGAAUUGGUGGUAUUCCCUCCAUUGAACGAUAUGAUAAUUCGCAUGUCUUCAUUAAUUUAUCACAAGAAUAUGGAUCGUUGAAUUCGGAACUAACGAGACAAUUGCAAGUUCUUGCAUUGAGAGAACCAGAAUCAGAUCAUCUUCUACAUAGAAUGGAGCUAUUCGCAAAAGAAAGUGAAAUUGUAUCACAGGAAAUGAAGGUGAAAGAACAUCUCCAAGAUUUACAAUUAAUGGAUGCUGUAUUAUCUAAUUUAUCACCAUCCUCUACAGGUCUGAUUACCCCCGUAAGUAGUGCCGCGUUAUCCUCUGAUACAAAGAAUCCAUUGGUUUACAAUUUAUUGACAGAUCGUUCAUUGAUUUCCUCUUCGUUACCUAGAUUCAAAAAACAUGAAGUUUAUGAACUGGAAGAAGAGGAACUGGAAGAGUCACCAAAUGAGCAACUUGAUCCCAUAUUUGUCACCACUGUAUUAAAGAAAGGUGUGAAUAUUAAAGUAUUUGAUUUCUCUUCACUAACGCAGCAUAAUACUCUAGGAUUGCCAGAGGAAUUCUAUGUCAAUACCAAAACUCCAGAUUUAAGCUCUUCCUUGAAGUUGGACUUGAGCAAAAUGAAAGAUCUUAUCGAUGCUAGUUUCCGCCGCUCUAUAAAUAUGUCUGAUUUCUUAAAACGAAUAAACGGGAAAAUUGCAUCAAUUAUUGUCAUUGGGGAUUAUGAAGGAAUAGCUAUUUUAACCAAAGAGGGACCGGAUGAAAGGCCGUUUGUUUAUCUAGAUAAAUUUGCUGUAAAACCCAAAAUGAAGGGAUCACUUGGGAUUUCUGAUAUCAUAUUUAAUCUGAUAUUCAAAAAGUUUCCUGAAGAAGUUGUUUGGAGGAGCAGGAAGGAUAAUGUAGUAAAUAAAUGGUAUUUCCAAAGAAGCGUUGGUGUUUUUGAUUUGUCUUUAAAUCUAAAUUCUGCUUCCGCAAAUGAGAAAGAUCAAAAAGAUAGUCUAUUUGAGUUAUUUUAUUAUGGGGACCCUGAGAUCAGUGAUAAGAACUUUAAUAAUAUUGAAAGAUUGAAAGAAUACGCCAAAUAUGUAAGAGAUAUCCAACCAAGUUGGGAUAAAUGA
Messenger RNA from Naumovozyma castellii, 1680 nucleotides. RefSeq names its product acetyl-CoA:L-glutamate N-acetyltransferase (gene ARG2). Lineage: Eukaryota; Fungi; Ascomycota; Saccharomycetes; Saccharomycetales; Saccharomycetaceae. The transcript has a single exon. The record is from RefSeq and is a predicted model, not a curated record. The coding region runs from base 1 to 1680 and encodes 559 amino acids.